GUGAGGAAGGGCUGUAGUGGCUGCGGUACUGCGGAGGGCUCUCGGAGGCCAGAGCUCUCUUUCGGUUCGCUGUGGGGCACAGUCUCGGGUGGCCUGACCCACGGCGCUCGGGCGGGCUGUGCGGGGAGUGGCGCCGGACGCUGGCGGCUCCCGCGGUGGGGAGGGGCGGCGGCGCAGCCGCAGACCCCGUCUCCUGGCCGUCUCUGGGUAGCCGCAGGGCCGGUGCCUGGAGCCGGGUCGGACGUUAGCCCGGUGGGACGUUGGCGCCGAACUCCGUCAGAUUCGGGCCUUGCGGCCUUCGCCACCGCGCACCCAGGCUCCCCUUGGCCUGUCUCACUUCCACUAAUUGUGAUUUUGCUUCAUUUCUAGGCACAUGUCCCCACCAUGCUUUCCUGUGACAUCUGUGGUGAGACAGUAGCCACAGAACUAGAUAUGAAGGCUCAUCUAAUUGUUCACAUGGAAAACGAAGUUACAUGUCCAUUUUGCAAGUUGUCAGGUGUAAAUUAUGAUGAAAUGUGUUUUCAUAUUGAAACUGCUCAUUUUGAGCAGAAUACACCAGAAAGAAACUUUGGGAAACUAAAUGCAAUGCAGUAUGAAAAUCCAGACAGCCAGAAUACCACCCUACAGAGGACAAUGGAAGUUCAUUCAAGUAUUCAUUCAGCUUGUGCAUCUAAUUUUCCAAAAAAUUCAGCCCAAAGCGUUCCUAAAGAUGAGACUUUAAAACAUGAAGCUUUUCAUACAGAGAGGGUAACGGAAUCUAGACAGUACCUGAGAAGCCCAGAAAAGCAGUCUGGAUUGUCUCCAGUGCCAGGAUCAAUUUACGAGACAACUUACAGUCCUCCUGACUGUCCCUUUUGUGGAAAAAUAGAGGGGUGUAGUCAAGAUAUGGAGACGCACGUGAAAACAAAACACGCCAGUCUUUUAGAAACUCCAUUAGAAGACUGUCAUCAACCACUCUACGACUGUCCCAUGUGCGGGCUCGUCUGUACAAAUUACCAUAUUCUCCAGGAACAUGUGGAUUUGCAUUUAGAAGAAAGCAGCUUUCAAGAAGGUAUGGACAGAGUCCAGUGUUCUGGUGAUCGAGAAUUAGCUCAACAGCUUCAACAAGAAGAAGACAGGAAGAGGAAAUCUGAAGAAUCAAGACAAGAAAGGGAAGAGUUCCAGAAGUUGCAGCGGCAAUAUGGUUUAGAUAAUUCUGGUGGAUACAGACAACAGCAGCUACGGUACAUGGAGAUGGAAGUAAACAAGGGAAGAAUGCAUCCCUCUGAAUUUCACAGCAGAAAAGCAGACAUGAUGGAAUCAAUAGCUAUUGGUAUUGAUGAUGGAAAAACGAAAACUUCCGGAAUUAUUGAAGCCCUCCAUAGAUAUUAUCAGAACACUGCCACAGAUGUGAGGUGUGUGUGGCUCUCUACAGUGGUGGACCACUUUCAUUCCUCCUUUGGGGACAAAGGUUGGGGUUGUGGUUAUAGAAAUUUCCAGAUGCUAUUUUCAUCAUUACUACAAAACGAUGUGUAUGGUGACUGCUUGAAAGGUAUGUCCAUUCCUUGUAUUCCAAAAAUUCAGUCCAUGAUUGAAGAUGCAUGGAAGGAAGGUUUUGAUCCUCAGGGAGCCUGUCAACUUAAUAACAAAUUACAGGGAACAAAGGCCUGGAUUGGAGCUUGUGAGAUUUAUACACUUCUGACCUCACUGAGAGUAAAGAUACAGCCCACUGUGGUGGGGAAACAGAAGGUGCAGAAAGUAGACUGGCUGUCAUACUGCAUCAGCAUUCACGAAGCAUAGCAUCAGUAGGAAAUGGGAACCUGCUAUAAAGUUCCGGACCUGCCUCCAGUGAUCUCCUUCCUCCAGCAAGCCUCCACCCCUAGAGUUUUCACAACCUUCUCAAAUAUCUCUUCCUGCUGAGAUCAAGUCUAAUGUAGCCUACAAGGGACAGUGCACAUUCAGAGUAUGGCAGAAACCAUUAACAGUUUUUUUUUUAUCUUUUUGAGAUUUUAUUGCUAUGAGAGACAAGGAUGCAUUGUUUAUGCUGGAAUUUAAAAUAAUCAAGCUAUUAAAUGCUUUUGGUUAUGCUUUAUAGUACAUUUUUUUUUUGUGUGUGGCGUAGAAGUGAACCUAGUUCAACAAUCUGAUUUAUUCAAGAUUACUUAAAGGAAACAUGCCACCAUAGUCUGGGCCAGACAGGAGACACUGGGUGGAGAGGGGAGAACUCACAUAUUUCUAUGCUGUUCACCAAUAUUGUCUGUAACAGGAACUAAAAAAAAAAUCAAAUAUACUCUGAAUAUUUUUAUAUUUACUUAUUUAUUUUUGGAGUAAAGUAUUUAGAAUGCUUUUGAUGUAAAAAUGACUACUACUGAGGAUUAAAAUCAGAAUUCAGAUUUUUUUCUUUUAAAUAAAGACACAAUAACUUGA
Microtus oregoni (creeping vole) is the source of this 2406-nucleotide messenger RNA. It is a transcript of the gene Zup1, whose product is annotated as zinc finger containing ubiquitin peptidase 1. Bases 385 to 1779 code for a protein of 464 amino acids. The record is from RefSeq and is a predicted model, not a curated record. NCBI's taxonomy places the organism in Eukaryota, Metazoa, Chordata, Mammalia, Rodentia, Cricetidae. The transcript is spliced from 8 exons.